Temnothorax curvispinosus is the source of this 3450-nucleotide messenger RNA. It is a transcript of the gene Dok, whose product is annotated as docking protein 3. The record is from RefSeq and is a predicted model, not a curated record. Gene Ontology annotation, cellular component: cytoplasm. The transcript is spliced from 3 exons. Lineage: Eukaryota; Metazoa; Arthropoda; Insecta; Hymenoptera; Formicidae. Bases 587 to 2263 code for a protein of 558 amino acids. Gene Ontology annotation, biological process: cell surface receptor protein tyrosine kinase signaling pathway; positive regulation of MAPK cascade.
GUACGGGAUCCGGGAUACGGUCGGUCGCGCGGACGACGAACGUGUCGGUGUUGGUCUCGGUGUCGCGCACGGCGCGGUGCGUAGCGCGUGUGUCGCAUUGUGCGUUAUUACGUAUACGGCGUGCGGUAUCGGCAUACGGCGUACUGGAGCCCGUUCCGAGUUCUGAUCAGUUCUGAUUCUCCCGUUCGCGCUCGACGGUGGUCGUCGCACACGCUGGCGGAGUGUUACACUAUCUCCUCUCCUCUCUCCUCUUCCCCCUCGCUCUAGGUGAAAUGUCAAGCGUCCCGCGUUACCAUGGGCUGAAUCUCGGCGUGCCGUAAACUGUCAAAUCGCGCGCACGACGAGGCGAGAGGACCGCGUGCCCGGGGGAGGUACCCAGGCGAGCGACCUGCGACAAGCGCGGAGACGCGAAGGCCGGAGUGAAAGUGAACGCGCCAAGUCGCUCUCGCGAUUCUGCCUAUCUUUCCCUCUUCUUUUCCCGGAGGGCCGCGUAAGCGUUUUUCCCCGCGACGGGGACAAAGGGUGAGACCACGAGGAGGCGACCACCCACCGUCGUGCGACCCGCGUCGAUGUUCGAUCGUCCGCGAUGGAGCCCGAGGAGCCUCUCAUGCAGGGGAUACUGCUGUUACCGCCGCAGGGAAUGCUAGGCCAGCUCAAGAAAUCGUGGCACAAGAGAUUCUGCCAGCUCUUCAGGACGAGCAACUAUGGGAUCAAACGUGUCGAAAUCUACGACAGUCAGGAAGAAGCGAUACUGCAGUCUCAUUCCCCGCGCAUUGUCACCCUGGACGCCUGUAUAAAAAUUGCACCCAGCAAUCAGUCACACGUCUUCAAGGUGGUGACUAAGUCGGGAAUACACUAUUUCGGCUGUUACUCGGAAAUUGAGAUGACCCAUUGGAUCACGGCGUUCCAGUUAGUCGCGUUCAAGGACAGUGCGUCGAAUCAAAUAGAAGAAAACAACGAUCUGUAUUGCACUAGUGGGGAAGGUGUAUUCUCUGUGAAAGUUGUAGAAACGGACGCGUCCAAGCGGUGUGGACUGGAAGCGAGAAACUAUACCUUGGUAAUCGCCGCGGUGGACAUGAAGCUGAUGGACGGUGACAUUGUUCUAUUCACAUGGCCGUACAGGUACAUCAGGAGAUACGGAUAUAGAGAUGGGAAGUUCAUCUUCGAGGCUGGAAGAAAAUGCGUAUCCGGCGAGGGCUCCUUUCGCCUGGAGCACGGUAGCCAACAGGAGAUCUUCCGGUGCAUGUACGCUAAAAUGAAGUCUAUGAAAAAACUAUUGGACGAGGAAAAUAAUUCAAGCAUAGAAUGCAACGACACUCAAUUCCAGGCAGCCUUGUCCAUGGAGCCUGGCUCUAGAGCGGCUCUACCUCCCUCUUCAAACAAUUCCUCGAGCAAUUUGAUCGACAUAGAGUUUUCUACCACGCAGAAUUCUCAGAAGCCCUUGUCGGUCUCGUCGACGAGCAUGGAUUCUGCGAUCUCGUCGAGCAGAUCGAUAAACAAAUCCAAGCCCGCCAAACCACCACGGAAAUACGUCUUCGGUAAUCUGCUGGAGAAAAGAAGUCCUGACUCGGAAUUCCUAGAUUUGCCCACGUGCGGGGAAUAUAGAACUAUAAGCCAAGGAAAUUCGCCGGAAUUAUCUCACAAGACCAUCGGCGGGGUUAUGCGCGAGGACGAGGAGAAGCACCCGUACGAUUUAGUGGAAAUUAGGAACGACGCUUGGAAGACGCACGGUAUCGAUAGCGUGCAUCAUACGGAAAGAGUGAACUCGAAUCUACCCGAUGAGAGAGAUAAGGAGAACGACAACGACGAUAUGCAAUACGAGAUUAUGCUGCCGAUACGGAAUCAUGAUUCAUUCCAAAAUUCGUUUAAAAGCAAAUGCGGCGACAACGCAAUUGUCACGCCGUCGACGAUGCAAAGUGUCGCCAAGACAGACGAAUCGGAUUACGAUAAAUUGGAACACUUUGGAUCCGCGACGAAACUUAGUCAGAAGUCUGCGUAUAAGUAUACGAAUUCCUCGCAAAGCGUACAUUCCAACGUUUCUCACGGAGAAAGUUCUAAUCUUCCAGCGUGGUCUAGUUACACUAUCGUCGAGGAUAUGUCCGCUAUCAGGCUGGCCGACGACAGUCAUCUCGGUUAUGGGAUUAUCCGAAAGAAGCAGGAUCUCCCUGAGACAGCUUCCAUUGGCAAUACCACGGUCGGUCCGCAGCAUAAAGUUUUCAACGACAGCGAAUACGCAAUUGUAUCGAAACCAAAAAGGGUGUAAAGUACCCGUACAUUCGAGUAUCCUUUUAAAAUAUGAUGAUCAUGCCAUAAAUUCGCUUUUAUAAAAUUCUUAUCUUUUUUUUUUUAAUUAUUUGUAAGGAUAUGAAGAAUAUGCUAGUCUAUAUCGCGUUAGAAUAAAAGUAUUGCUCUUGUUUUACAAAUUGAUUGGCACGUUACAAAACGAUAAAAAUAAUAUCGUUACUUUCGCAUUAUCACAUUUGUCCAACAUUUUUAUUCGCUUUCUAUAUCAUUUUUUUAGAAACUAGUCUUUUAAUCGCUGUCAUAUAUAAAUAGGAUAUCUAAAAAAAUGUAAACUUUCAAAAAUUCUAUAGAUUUGUGCCUUCUUAUGAAAGAUAUUCUAGUAUUGAUUAGGAAAGCUCAAAGUGAUUAGUAUUUUAUCUAACUUCAUUCGACUGAUUUAUCAAAAUACCUGUAUAGUGCCUUAUAGAAAUGAAAAUAUUUUAAUUGAUACCAAAAUAAUACUAAAUCGUUGUAAACGUGCAUGCGCGUUGGUCUUGAUAUUUGAAUAUAUAUAUUGGUGUACUUAGAAAUUUAUUAUUACAUAUUAUUACAGUCAUAAUUUUCUAUUACUAAUUUACUUCUACUAUGAUUAUACCCCUGUUAUCGCUCUUACUCUAUAAUUAUCUAUUAGUUAUUAUAUUUUUAAAUUACAAUGCGAAAACACGUUCUAUGCAGGAUUAUAAACUUGAUUCAUUUAAACAGCGCGAAACUAUCUAUAUAAAUAUGUACAUAAUUUAAUAUAAGUGCUUUCAUAAAAAAAAUAACAAAUAGAUCACAAUUGGAUAAAUUUAUAGAUAUUUAACAAUUAUAUGCUGCCGCAAUUUUAUAUAUACAUAUGCAUAAUGAAUAUUAGUGCUUUCAUAUUAGUGCUUUCGGUGAUCGAGUUGAUCAACCGUCUUAAUAUAGACACUAAUCGUAUGAAAAUUAUCACAUUGGAUUUUCUAAAUCCAGAAUAUUAAAAGUACAAAAAAAUUUAUUAGGAUGUUGCAUAUCUAGUAUAUAUCUAGUAUAUAUAUUACAAAUAUGUAUUACAUGUCUACAGUGAAGAAACAGAUAGGCUAACUAUUCGUAUCAUAGAAAUCACUAUUAUUCAUUAUGUUCAAAUUAAUGACUACAGGUCACAUGCAAUACUGAUAUAUAUAUUAGAAGAAUAAAUAUUAUCUUUUA